GACAGAGAGGGACCCUGUUUGGCAAGCGCGGCGAGAGGGCGGAGGUGGCGCGUGCUUGUUUGGGGCACCUCUCCCAUUUGCACGCACCCAACUCGACAAGCGCACGAGGUGUGUGGUGGCUGGUAUCUGUAGCAAGUGGUGUUGUUGUGGCGUCCGUGUGUCUACCGCAGGCGAGGAUUGAGAAGGUGGUUGGCUGGCGAGGGUCAUCGAUUGUUGGAACGUUGGCCAUUGAUCAAUUGGCAGACUUCGAGCCGUCAUCGACAUCAACAGCAUCGCAUCGGGCAUCGUGGCAACAACAUCGCCGCAGCGUGGACAGAGUACUUGCUCCUGAGACGAACGUGCGGUGGACAUCACUCUGACGACAACUAUCGCUAUCAGCGAAAGCAUGUCGGUGUCAGGACGGAGCUCGGUGUAUGAUACGCAUGCGUUCAUGGGCGAGGUCGAGGCGGCGCAGCGGUCGCCCGUCGAUGCGCGACAAGGACUGGCAAGUGGAAGUCAAGAGGUGAGCAGGGCCAUGGUGGCGGGGGCUGGAGCGAUGGCGUGCCUCUACGUGGGAGCUAUGGUCGGCUUUGCGGUGGGGGCAGUCAAGGCCGGAAGCAACGCAGGCAAGGCUGUGUGUAUCGUGUUUCUGGUGAGUAUGCUCCUCUUUCCGUUUGCAGGCUGCAUGUAUUGGGUCCUUGUCCAUGACACGUCGCCAGCACUGCCGCUGCAGCUGGAGGACGCGCCGAGUGGCGACGCGCAGACGGCGCUGAUCAAGAACUCGGACGGCGCCGAUGUCAUUCCGGGCUAUGAGGCGCCGAAUUUGUAGAGAAAGGGGGGAGGGGGGCGACUAGCUACAUGGUGUACAUGUCGGCGUGUGUGGGCGAUGGUGGCGGAUGCUUGGUAAAGACGACGCCAGAGCCGUAGA
This is a messenger RNA of Thecamonas trahens ATCC 50062, 907 nucleotides long. RefSeq lists its product as uncharacterized. The transcript has a single exon. Lineage: Eukaryota; Apusomonadida; Apusomonadidae. Bases 386 to 808 code for a protein of 140 amino acids. The record is from RefSeq and is a predicted model, not a curated record.